Molecule: messenger RNA, 1023 nt
Organism: Hemiscyllium ocellatum (epaulette shark)
Lineage: Eukaryota; Metazoa; Chordata; Chondrichthyes; Orectolobiformes; Hemiscylliidae
Gene: fads6
Product: fatty acid desaturase 6
Exons: 6
Coding region: 1-1023 (340 amino acids)
Biological process (GO): lipid metabolic process
Cellular component (GO): membrane
Molecular function (GO): oxidoreductase activity, acting on paired donors, with oxidation of a pair of donors resulting in the reduction of molecular oxygen to two molecules of water
Source: RefSeq, a predicted model, not a curated record
AUGGAGCUCUCAGGGGGAGAGCUGCAGGAACAGGGUGACAGUCGAAUGCAGGAGCUGACCUCCCUGGUCCAGAAAGUGACCCGGAGCAGCAGCUGGUGGGAGAGGCAUGGUGUGGACUGGGCCUGGCUUAUCCUGGCACUAUGUGCCACCCCAGCAGGGUUCAUGCUCCUGCAGUCGGAACGCUGGCUGCCCCUCUGUCUGGGAAUCCUGCUGCUGGGCACAACUCACACCAUCGUCUCAGUGAAAGGGAGUCACUUGGCUAGUCACAGCUCGCUCAGCCAAUCCCGCUCCUGGAACAAGCUCUGGGCCGUGCUGUUCAUCGAGGUGUGUGGAUCAUUCACUGCGGAGGUGGCCACCCAUCAGCACGUCAAGCUGCACCACGCCUAUACCAACAUCAUCGGCCUGGGUGACUCCAGCACCUGGAAGGCCCCUUUCUUCCCACGGUAUAUCUACCUGUUCAUCCUGCCCCUGGCAGUGCCUCUCAUCACACCGAUCGUGGCAUUGGGGCUGAUCCAGGAUCUCCCAGGGCUUGUUGUCCUCAGGACCCUCUGCACCAUCUCACUGGGCAUGUUGCUGAACUGCUGGCUCCUGCUGACGGUAUCUGGUUUCCGAUCGCUGCUCUCUGCGUUUCUCUGCAUGCUGUUGUACAAAGCUCUUUACUCCAUUCCCUACAUACACGUCAAUAUCUUUCAGCAUAUCGGGCUGGCGAUGUUCUCCCUGGAUAAGAAGCCGAAGAGGAUCUACCAGAUGGCCUAUGGAGUAUUGAACCUGCCCCGGAACCCCCUCCUGGAUUGGUCCUUUGGUCACUCGCUCAUUAACUGUCACGUGGAGCACCAUCUGUUCCCCACACUGUCUGACAACAUGUGUCUGAAGGUGAAGCCGAUUGUAUCAAACUACUUCAAACAACACAACAUCCCGUACAAUGAGGAGAGCUACCUGUCCCGCCUUCGCCUGUUCAUUGACAGGUACCAGCAGCUGAUGGUUGAUGCACCCUGUCUCACUGAGUUAGUUGGCAUUCAGUGA